GCUGUCGCGGGCGGGGGCGGUUGGACUGGCAGCUUGACGCUCGUGGCCAUGGAGAGGGGCUCCGAGUCUGCGGCUGUGAGGCGGCACCGCGUCGGAGCGGAGCGUCGGGAAAGACCUGCGUUCCAGCCGCGACCGGAGAGGGAGGCCUUGGCGCAGGAGCCUCUGGAGGACGCGGGCGGCAGCGGCGGCGGUGUUGGGAGCGGGAGGACGCGGAAGAGGAGCGCGGGGGACCCGGGGACCGGGCUGUCCGAGGCGCGCGCCGCGCUUUGGCUCGCGCUCUACCUGCUGGCGCUGCGGGCGCUGGUGCAGCUCUCGCUGCAGCAGCUCGUGCUGCGCGGGGCCGCCGGGCUCCACGGCGACUUCGAUGCGCGCCGCGCCAGAGAUUCUCUUGAACAUAUAACAUCCAUUGGCCCUAGGACCACAGGAAGUACAGAAAAUGAAAUUCUGACUGUGCACUACCUUUUGGAACAGAUUAAACUGAUUGAAAUACAAAGCAGCAGCCUUCACAAGAUUUCAGUAGAUAUACAACGCCCCACAGGUUCCUUUAGCAUUGACUUCUUGGGAGGUUUUACAAGCUACUAUGACAACAUCACCAAUGUUGUGGUAAAGCUGGAACCCAGAGAUGGAGCCCAGCAUGCGGUUCUGGCUAACUGUCAUUUUGACUCAGUGGCAAAUUCACCAGGUGCCAGUGAUGAUGCAGUUAGCUGUUCAGUGAUGCUGGAAGUCCUUCGUGUCUUGUCAACAUCUUCAGAAGCCUUACGGCAUGCUGUGGUAUUUCUCUUCAAUGGAGCUGAGGAAAAUGUCCUGCAAGCCAGUCAUGGUUUCAUUACUCAGCACCACUGGGCCAGCUCUAUUCGUGCAUUUAUUAACUUGGAGGCUGCAGGUGUUGGAGGGAAGGAACUCGUAUUCCAAACAGGCCCUGAAAAUCCUUGGUUGGUUCAAGCUUAUGUUUCGGCAGCUAAACACCCUUUUGCUUCUGUGGUGGCUCAGGAGGUUUUUCAGAGUGGAAUCAUUCCUUCAGAUACUGACUUCCGUAUCUACAGGGAUUUUGGGAACAUUCCAGGAAUAGACUUAGCUUUUAUUGAGAACGGAUACAUUUAUCACACCAAGUAUGACACAGCGGACAGAAUUCUGUCAGAUUCUAUUCAGAGAGCAGGUGACAACAUUUUAGCAGUCCUUAAAUAUCUAGCUACAUCUGAUAUGCUGGCUUCUUCGUCUGAAUAUCGACAUGGAAACAUGGUCUUCUUUGAUGUCUUUGGCCUGUUCGUUAUUGCCUACCCCUCUCGUAUUGGCUCAGUAAUAAACUAUAUGGUGGUAGUAGCUGUUGUAUUGUACCUGAGCAAAAAACUGAUGCAGCCCAAACAUAAGACUAUUAACUACAUGAAAGACUUCUUGUGCGGACUUGCCAUCACUCUCAUUAGCUGGUUCACUAGCCUUGUUACAGUUCUCAUUAUAGCAGUGUUCAUCUCUCUUAUUGGACAGUCUCUUUCAUGGUAUAACCACUUCUAUGUCUCCGUGUGUUUGUAUGGAGCUGCAGCUGUAGGCAAGAUAAUAUUCAUACAUACCCUUGCAAAAAGAUUUUAUUAUGUGAAUGCCAGUGACCAGUAUCUGGGAGAAGUGUUUUUUGACAUCUCACUGUUUGUGCAUUGUGGUUUUCUCAUAAUUCUCACUUAUCAAGGAUUUUGCUCGGCAUUCAUUAGUGCUGUCUGGGUAGUGUUUCCAUUGCUCACAAAGCUUUGCGUGCACAAGGACUUUAUGCAACAUGGUGCCCAAGGAAAAUUUAUUGCCAUUUACCUUUUGGGGAUGUUUAUUCCUUAUAUUUAUGGUCUCUACCUUAUCUGGGCUGUGUUUGAGAUGUUUACCCCUAUUCUUGGGAGAAGUGGUACGGAAAUCCCACCUGAUGUUGUGCUGGCAUCCAUUUUGGCUGGUUGUAUAAUGAUUCUCUCUUCCUAUUUUAUUAACUUUAUCUACCUUGCCAGAAGCACCAAAAAAACCAUGCUAACUCUAAUUUUGAUAUGCACAGUUACAUUCCUCCUUGUUUGCAGUGGAUUUUUUUUCCCAUAUAGCUCCAAUCCUGCUAAUCCAAAGCCAAAGAGAGUGUUUCUUCAGCAUAUGACUAGAACAUUUCAUAACUUGGAAGGAAACAUAGUUAAAAGGGACUCUGGAAUAUGGAUCAAUGGGUUUGACUAUACUGGAAUGUCUCACAUAACACCUCACAUUCCUGAGAUCAACGAUACAAUCCGAGCUCACUGUGAGGAGAAUGCCCCACUUUGUGGUUUCCCAUGGUACCUUCCUGUGCACUUUCUGAUCAGGAAGAACUGGUAUCUUCCUGCUCCAGAAGUUUCUCUGAGAAAUCCUGCUCAUUUCAGACUUAUAGCCAAAGAACAGACACCAUGGGAUUCUAUAAAGUUGACUUUUGAAGCAACAGGACCAAGCCAUAUGUCAUUUUAUGUGCGGACCCACAAAGGGUCAACACUUUCUCAGUGGUCUCUUGGCAAUGGCACCCCAGUCACAAGUAAAGGAGGGGACUACUUUGUAUUUUAUUCCCAUGGACUUCAAGCCUCCCCAUGGCAGUUCUGGAUAGAAGUGCAGCAGGUCUCAGAAGAACAGUCUCAAGGAAUGGUCACUGUGGCCAUUGCUGCCCACUAUUUUUCUGGAGAUGACAAGAGAUCUUCUUAUCUGGAUGCUCUGAAGGAGAAGUUCCCAGAUUGGACAUUUCCCUCUGCCUGGGUGUGCACCUACAGUCUCUUUGUGUUUUAAUAUUGUGGAUGAGUUCUGAGUACAUGCCCAGUGGAUACUCUAUGUGACAUGGUUUCUUCUGUGUUACGUGGAUGUUUGUACUGUAAGUCAAUGAAUGUUAACGAGUAUAUAUUCAAAGAGCUUUUGGGGUUAACACUUUUUAGGGCCAUGCACUGCAUAGGAUAAACUGUGGGACAGUGAUUCAUGGCCUUUUUGACACUUGAAAAUGCCAGUUUUCUGGCACUUAAGCACAUGUGGGUACUGCCACUACACAUGUCAUUUUAUAUGACUUUAAGGGCAAAAGCCAGUAAACCACUUCAGUAGCUGUCCUUCUAGGAUCAAGGAAGGUGUAGACUUUCAGACCACUGUUAAUGAGCUAAAUGUCAUUUUCAAGUAAAGCCCCAUUGUUGUGUCCAUGGGUGGUAUGUAGAAUACCACUCACUGAUUCUCUGGAGAUCUAAUGCUGUAGAUCACUGGAAAGUGACUGCCAUAAGGACUGGAAGAAGCAUGGACCUUUGAGGCUCUAGGAGCCCUAUUUCUUCAGGUAGUCACUAGGGUAAGCUUAGUCUCUGUGCUGAAGCCUGCUCCAAAUACAGAUCCUUGUACUGACCUGGUGACUCACUGUCCUGACAAGUGGUCACCAACAGCCAUUGCUGUGCUGCUUUCUGAGGUGCUUUUCAGUGCCUGUUUUCCUCUAAAAUUUAUGUGUUCCCCUUUACCAAUUUCUAAAGAGGGAACAUUUGUUCAGCUACAUUUCCCAUGUUCUUUUGGUUCCUAAAAUUGUGCAUGUACAGGCCCUGCUCAUCCUUCCUCAGUGUGCUGAGUUGCCAGUGUAGCUAUUCUGGGGUAGGAGGACAUGGUGGAGGGGUGGUUGGGAAUGGUGGGCAUUUUAUAAAUACUCUAUUUUGUAGGAAUCUUUUGUUAUACCAGGUUAAUUCUUUAGACAUAAUUUUACUGAUGCACUGGGUUCUUCUGUUUUCUAGCCAGUUGAAUAAUUUCUAGGUAACUCACUGUCCCAUGGAGCUGGCUUUCCUGAGACUUGAGGUUGGGGCUUGUACAGGAAUGAGAUCACCGUAUUGAUAGCUGUUAGUGUUCACAUCCCAUGUAACACCAGUGCUACGCCUUACAGGUGCUUUUUAUUUUGAAGAUGGGAGUGCAGCUUAUGAGGUGUGUCAUACAAACACCCUCACAUGUUUCAAUGCUCCAGUAGCGAUAGGAUUUGGUGAGCAUAAUUUAGUGGCAAAUUAUGCUAAGGUUGCCUUUUUUCCAUUAAGAAACGUAAAUAAUGAACAAAUUUUGAGUUAGCAAGCAUAGGCCAAAGUUGGGGGAGAAAAAGCCAAAAAUCUUCUCAGGUAAUGUGGGAAAUGUGGGAACAAGAAGGGUGCUUCUUGAAAAAAGUGGCCCUCAGAUGUGUCUCCAUAGCAAGAGCAUAGUAACUGCAGCACAGGAGAAAAUGUCCUCGAAAGUGCUACGUGAUGUCUGUGAUGUGCUUUCUUAGUUAUGCUCUUCAUAUGGCCUAACUGAUGACUCUCUAAAAACUAACUGGGCCCAUACAGACAGCAGGGUUGCAACCAGAGCUGAAUGGUGUUAUGCUGGUGUCACCCGCAUUAACAAUGCACAAUGGAGUUGUUUCAUGGACUUGGUAGAAAUCAUAUUUUUUCUCAAGUGAUUAAAGUGUCUAGCUCUUGCUACAUGUAUUUGUCAGGUAGUACAUAAGGUUUGCAGGGUUUAUAAGCUUAUACAGAUCAUCGUUAUGGAGGAAAAGUAACAGUAAUACUCAAUGAAUUUCAAAAGACAGGCAUAGAUUCUUUGUGAUUAAUCUGAAAUGGAUUACUAGAAAUUACAGAAAAAAGGUAAAACACCUUGUUGAAGACAUUGUAUGAAAAACAAGUUCUCUGAUUUUUGCCUUUGGGAAAGCAUCAUCUUUAGUAAUAAUCGUGGUUUUUCUUUUGGCUUUGGGUUUUCUAUGCAAACAAUCCUCUAUUGUUUUGAUUUUCUUUAGAAUCAUGAACUCUGAAAUUGUGUAAAGUUAGUAAUAAGAUGCUUGCUUAGUCUCAGAUUAUGAUUAAUAGUCUGGGAGGCUGUUUUAAUGUCAGAAAUGGUCAAGUAAUUACACACAGUACUUACGACUGUUAAUAAGCACACUGUCCUAUCAGUAAGUGUCUGAAAAUAAACCUGUUAGCCCUGUCCUUUUUAAAAGAUUACCAGAUAAUUUACUCAUUUCUAAAAGAACUUUUCAGGCUCUAACAAAUGCCGUUUCCCUCCUAGAGAAUCUAAACGUAAGUAGCACAGUACUGCACAUUCAGGGAAAGUGAAAAAUGUGAUGUCAAAGUAGCUCUUUCUUAGGUUUGACUGAAAAAUGAUUGUUGCAUGAAGUGUUUGUUUCCAGUUUUAGCAGAAGUAAUUAAACGCAGUAGGAUUACCUAAGAUAUUAUCAGAAUGGGGACCACAAGCUAGCCUGCUGACUCAGGAAGCUAUAGGAAGAAUGACUGUAUCUAUUUCUUUUCGCUGGUUUGCUGACAUGUUGAGGAUUAAGU
Molecule: messenger RNA, 5276 nt
Organism: Castor canadensis (American beaver)
Lineage: Eukaryota; Metazoa; Chordata; Mammalia; Rodentia; Castoridae
Gene: Ermp1
Product: endoplasmic reticulum metallopeptidase 1
Biological process (GO): proteolysis
Molecular function (GO): metalloexopeptidase activity
Source: RefSeq, a predicted model, not a curated record